Molecule: messenger RNA, 234 nt
Organism: Papilio xuthus (Asian swallowtail)
Lineage: Eukaryota; Metazoa; Arthropoda; Insecta; Lepidoptera; Papilionidae
Product: importin subunit alpha-5-like
Exons: 2
Source: RefSeq, a predicted model, not a curated record
ACGGAUUCAAAGACUGUUCAAGUAGCGCUCAAUGGACUUGACAAUAUACUGAAAGCGGGACAGCAGGCAGAUCAGUUGAACCCAUACGCCACUCUCAUCGAAGAAUGUUUUGGUUUAGACAAAAUAGAAUUUCUGCAAUCGCACGAGAAUCUCGACAUCUACCAAAAGUCAUUCGAGAUAAUCGAGAACUACUUCGGGUCGGAGAGCGAGGAUGGCCGCGUGGCGCCCGUCUCC